Molecule: messenger RNA, 2020 nt
Organism: Neurospora tetraspora
Lineage: Eukaryota; Fungi; Ascomycota; Sordariomycetes; Sordariales; Sordariaceae
Product: IMP-specific 5-nucleotidase
Exons: 5
Coding region: 409-1707 (432 amino acids)
Biological process (GO): inosine salvage; nicotinamide riboside biosynthetic process; nicotinic acid riboside biosynthetic process
Molecular function (GO): magnesium ion binding
Source: RefSeq, a predicted model, not a curated record
AGGUAGGUCAGCUGGCCGGCGCCGCGUGCAUCGGGCACCGCCGCUGUCCACGCCGCCCCGGCAGCCAACGGCACCUGCCAAGAGAGUCGAAGUCACUAGCGUACCGAAGCUGAGGUGUUCAUACAUAUCCCGUACAUGAUACCUCACACACCUACCUCUCUUUGUUAUACAUCUUCUCAUCUUCUCAUCUCUCCGGCUCACCGAGUCCAGCAUCCUGUCAUCCAUCUAAUCGUACAAAGCGCUUCUAUAUACCACCCCGAUACUUUCCCGUGUUUGUACUGCAAGCACGUAGCUGUCACCGUCGUCCAGUUUCACAAAGAGGAAACGACAGCAUAAUACUAUUCCCAUAGUUUCAUCCCAACUCUAGAAUACCCAACUCGAGCUUCACCCGUUACUUCACAUCUCAAGAUGACUACACGAUACCGUGUUGAAUAUGCCCUCAAGACCCACAGGCGGGAUCAAUUUAUAGAAUGGACCAAGGCGCUUCUAGCCGUACCAUUCGUCCUCUACUCCCAGCCUCAUGGCGUACUCGAAGAUCCGGAUCGUAGCGCCGAUACGCUUUCUCAGACGAGAGAGGAAGCUCACAGACGAUACAGUGAGAUCUUUCGGGAUAUCGAAGCCAUGAUCGAUGACCACAUUGCCCACCAAAACGACGCCGAGAACCCUUUCCCAUCCAAGCUCAAGCUCUUGGUCCCCAGUAUCGGACCCUUCUUCACGCGGUUACCGCUCGAAGCGGCCUUCAAGUUCCAGGACAACAAGCGAUACAUCUCAUCACGCCGCUUUGUGUCGCCGUCCUUUAACGAUAUCCGCUUGAUCCUCAACUCAGCGCAGAUAAUGGCUGUAACGACCUACGGAACUCUCCAGCUUGCUACCUUUGAUGGUGACGUGACGCUCUACGACGAUGGCCAGAGUCUGGAACCUACCAGUCCUGUGAUUCCCCGACUACUAGACCUCCUCCGCAAAAACGUCAAAAUCGGCAUCGUCACCGCAGCAGGCUACACCACCGCCGACCGCUACUACGCCCGCCUGCACGGUCUCCUAGACGCCAUGGCCAACAGCGCCGACCUGACCCCUUCGCAAAAGCAGUCUCUAGUCGUCAUGGGCGGUGAAGCCAACUACCUCUUCGAGUUCGACUCGUCCUCGCCGCACCUUCUCGCCCCGGUGCCACGACAGCACUGGCUCACGCCCGAGAUGGCCGCCUGGAGCGAGCAGGACAUCACCCAACUACUCGACGUAGCCGAAGCCGCGCUGCGCGACUGCAUCAAGACGCUCAACCUGCCCGCGACGCUGAUGCGCAAAGACCGCGCCGUGGGCAUCAUCCCCGUUUCGCCCGAGAUCCGCAUCCCGCGCGAGAGCCUGGAGGAGACGGUUUUGCUGGUGCAGAAGAUCCUCGAGCUCAGCACGGUGGGCCGGAGCAGGCGCGUGCCGUUUUGCGCCUUCAACGGUGGAAGGGAUGUGUUUGUUGAUAUUGGCGAUAAGAGCUGGGGUGUUACUGUUUGUCAAAGGUGGUUCUCACAGAAGGAGGCAGGUCCUCAUGGGAUCAUCAAGGGGGAGAACACCCUGCACGUGGGCGAUCAGUUCUUGAGUGCCGGGGCGAACGAUUUCAGGGCCAGGAGCGUGGGGACGACGGCUUGGAUUGCGAGUCCCGCGGAGACGGUGGAGUUGUUGGAUGAGUUGGCCGAGUUGAUGGGGAAGAAGAUGUCUUGAUUGAGGUUAUCAGUAUCAUGGUUGCGGCGGCGGCGGCGGCGGGCGGGCGGUGAUUGAUGAUGAUGGUGAUGGUGGUGAUAUAAUGAUAAUGGGAGCAACAACGACAUCCUUGUGGCGACUUGGGAACAGCGAUCGAUGGAGUAAAGCUCCAGGGGGAGGUUUCAAACAUUAGCGACGACGACAUGAUUCUUCAGCGAUAAUGGAUGUAUGGGUAUUCCCGGUUUCGGAGAAACGCGUCUAGCAGAAGGUGAUACCACCGAGAAACGAAUAAUACGAUCGGUAUAGCUACUUGCGAUUGUUAUUUGAGAAACAC